Megachile rotundata (alfalfa leafcutting bee) is the source of this 2295-nucleotide messenger RNA. RefSeq names its product syntaxin-6. Gene Ontology annotation, molecular function: SNARE binding; SNAP receptor activity. NCBI's taxonomy places the organism in Eukaryota, Metazoa, Arthropoda, Insecta, Hymenoptera, Megachilidae. Gene Ontology annotation, cellular component: synaptic vesicle membrane; SNARE complex; endomembrane system. The record is from RefSeq and is a predicted model, not a curated record. Gene Ontology annotation, biological process: retrograde transport, endosome to Golgi; vesicle fusion; Golgi vesicle transport.
GCUCUUAAAGAGGCGUGUUUGCGCACGAACGUUAAAAUCGAAUAAAUAGUCGUCUGCAGAAAGCUCGAAGCAGACGUCACAAUAGACCACGACGUCGUGGUAGAAUAACAGUGGGGCGCGAGCAAGUGUCAAUUUGAUUAUUGUCAUCAUUCUCUCGUGAGUAUCGGUGAUUCUGUCAAGACCGUUCGGAAUUUCUACCGAUGAUCGGCAAAUCGCGUCUACGUUUUCCUGUGGGUGCCGUGAGGCGGCGAGAAAGGCCACCUCUUUAAAUUAAAAGAAGGAAUGACGCUGGAGAAUCCGUUCUUUGUCGUCAAGGACGAAGUUUGUAAGGCCUUAAAUAAAAAUCGCGGUUUGUACGGACGCUGGACGGAAUUACAAGAUGUUGUUGUCACGAGUCCGAAUGUGAGUGGGGGAAUCCCAAUUUCACGGGACGAAUUAGAGUGGACAACCACCGAAUUACGGAAAGCCUUACGUUCGAUCGAAUGGGAUCUUGAUGAUCUAGAAGACACGAUCCGUAUUGUAGAAAAGAAUCCAACAAAAUUUAAGAUAGAUAAUAAGGAAUUAACGGUUCAACGAAGUUUUAUCGAACAAACUCGAGAGGAAGUUAAGAUCAUGAAGGAUAAAAUGAAUUUAAGUAGAGGUCGGGACCGCGAUAAUACAGCAAGGCAGCCACUUUUGGACAACAGUCCAGCCAGAGUUCCUGUCAACCAUGGUACAACUAAGUACAGUAAAUUGGAAAAUGAAAUUGAUAGUCCAAAUAGGCAAUUUUUGGGAGAUACGUUACAACAACAAAAUGACAUGAUGAGACAACAAGAUGAACAAUUAGAUAUGAUAGGUGAAAGCAUUGGAACUCUUAAAACAGUUUCUAGGCAAAUCAACACUGAAUUAGACGAACAGGCAGUUAUGCUAGAUGAAUUUGGUAAUGAGUUAGAAGUAACGGAUUCCAAGCUGGAUGCGACAAUGAAAAAAAUGGCCAAAGUUCUUCAUAUGAGUAAUGGUGUAGAUAAACGUAGUAUAGUACACAUUAUUGUGGAAUAUUCACAUGGUAUUGUGAAAGUACCACUCAGUUUAUGUGUGUAACGGAUGUAAAUGAAAAUAUAAAGUUUGAAAGAAAAGUGUUAAGAAAAGAGAAGAGAAAAAUGUAAAAACAAUUAUUUGUACGUAUGAUGGUUACUGAUCAAUUGUUUUCCAAUGCGAAUAAAAAUGUUCAUAAGUACUAUGAAAAUUAGAGACUGCAGGCAAUCUAAAGCUCUAUUUUAGGAAGAUUAGGCAUAAUAGAAAGAAUUGAUAAUUAGAAAAUGAAACGUUCAUUUCAUUGUUAAAAAGAGUGUUAAUAAUAUAACGUUGUGAAUUCAUACAUAAAACAAAAAUUGUCUAUUCUAGUAUGUAUUUAAAAACAAAAACGGAAAAGUAUACUUUAUUAUUUCUCAUUAAUGACCAAUUGUGAAGAUACACUGAUAAAUAAAACUUGCGACUUUAUUUAUACUGUACGUGUUACUGUAAGGUACCACAAAUUCCUGACCCAUUGAAAUUAUUCAGAUAACCAUUGUAGUAGUAAGAUUAUAGUAUAUAAGAACUCGUUGCAAAUUAGAUUCUAUGUUUGAGAGGAUUUAACAUUGUAUGAUACAAUUGAAUUUCAAAUAAAACUAUUUUUCUGAUGUUUGAUUUAACAAGUAUGUUUAGUUUUUCAUACACUCAUGUGAGUAAAUGAUACGAAAACUCUCAAUCAUGGAAUGUAAUAUAAUUUUUCACUUGAAAUAUGUUUAUGGAUGUAUAUUUUAGAUAUUAUGUCAUUCUUCUUGUUUUUGGCUUAUAUAUGUUUGUGUGAAAAUAAUUUUGAUAUAUACAUAUAUGUAAUAAUGCAAAUGCAAAAAGAUUAAUAUAAAUAAGAAUCAUUGUUUUGGAGCUUCCAUAUUUUAAUGAAUGUUAUAAUUACUGCUUGUUAUUUCUAAAUAACUUUAACUUAAUACGUGAUUUUUAUAUAUCAUUUAAAAUACAAAAUUAGUUUGCAAUAUUGAUUCUUUGUACUCUGCUUAAAAAACUUAUAUUGAUAGAAUAUUUUUUAUAUAUCUAAAGAAUUGAACAUUUGUAUUGUAUCAUAUGAAAUUUUAUAAACAGUAAAUUCACUUGAUUAUCUGGUAAUGACAUAUUUUAUAAUUCGUCAUUUGAGUGCAAGGUAUCAAUAGAAAAUGUUCAAUGUUAUUAUAAAUUGCUUGUUGAAAAGUGCAUGUUGAAAAUAAUGUACAAUGUUUACUGUUUGAAGAAGGGCCAAAUAUAUAGUAUUGAUUUUCCUUA